Messenger RNA from Carassius auratus (goldfish), 4389 nucleotides. Its product is annotated as guanine nucleotide exchange factor VAV3-like. Gene Ontology annotation, cellular component: cytoplasm; plasma membrane. The transcript is spliced from 26 exons. NCBI's taxonomy places the organism in Eukaryota, Metazoa, Chordata, Actinopteri, Cypriniformes, Cyprinidae. The coding region runs from base 242 to 2821 and encodes 859 amino acids. The record is from RefSeq and is a predicted model, not a curated record. Gene Ontology annotation, molecular function: protein binding; guanyl-nucleotide exchange factor activity. Gene Ontology annotation, biological process: intracellular signal transduction; regulation of GTPase activity; cell migration.
CAGAGAGAGAAAGAGAGAGAGAGACAGAGGGGAGGGGUGAGCGAACAUAAGAGGUAAAAAAGCGAAUGAGGAGAGCAGCAGCACACCGAUCAGUCACUCUCCGCUAGUGCACCGACCCUGAGAAACACCACCCGGUCAUUAGAUCGCCCGUGAUUCUGCUAUGCGCAUCGGACGAGGAGACGCCACUUGCGCUUCGGUUUUGGACUGGUGUUAAAGCUUUAACUGUGCAUCACUGGACAGGAUGGAGCAUUGGAGACAGUGUGCGUUAUGGCUGAUCAAUUGUAAGGUUUUGCCACCGAACCAUCGGGUGACAUGGGAGUCCGCUCAGGUGUUCGACCUGGCGCAGACCCUGAGGGAUGGGGUCCUCCUGUGCCAGCUCCUCAACAACCUGAGACCCCAGUCCAUCAACCUGAGGGAGAUCAACCUGAGACCUCAGAUGUCACAGUUUCUCUGCUUGAAGAACAUCAGGACAUUUCUGCAUGCCUGCUCAGAGAUAUUCGGCAUGAAGAAGAGCGAGCUGUUCGAGGCUUUCGAUUUGUUUGACGUUCGAGAUUUCGGAAAGGUUAUGGAAACGCUGUCCAAACUCUCUCAUACACACAUUGCACAGCAGACUGGAAUAAGGCCGUUUCCCACAGAAGAGAGUGUUGACGAUGAAGACAUUUAUAACCAUCUAGAGGAUCUGAUAGAUGAGAACGGCGUUGAAGAUGAGGAAGAUCUCUAUGACUGUGUGUACGAUGAUGAUGAGGGAGGAGAAGUGUAUGAAGACCUGAUGAAGGUCGAGCUGGUACAACCGCAGAAACAGGCCGAGACGGACAUCCGAAGCUGUUGUCUGAUGGAAAUCAAACAGACCGAGGAGAAAUACACAGAGACGCUGGACUCCAUCGAGAAGUUCUUUAUGAAGCCUCUGGGACAGUCACUGUCCAGUGUGGAGAUCGAAAAAGUGUUUGUCAAUAUACCAGACCUUGUGAAAGUGCACGUGAGUCUUCUGAGGGAAGUCCAGGAUUCAGUGCUCAUGCAUAAUGCCAGCAACCUGUAUCAGAUCUUUAUAAAAUACAAAGAAAGGUUAGUCCUGUAUGGGAAGUACUGCAGUCAAGUAGAAACAGCCAUUGCAUGUUUGGAUGACAUCUGUAAGAACAGAGAGGACGUCAGGCAGAUGUUAGAGUUAUGUUCCAAGCGGGCCAAUAACGGGAAGUUUACUCUGAGAGAUCUGCUGGUGGUCCCGAUGCAGAGAGUUCUCAAGUAUCAUCUGCUUCUACAGGAACUGGUGAAACACACCCAUGAUGCCACAGAAAAGAGUAAUUUACGGCAGGCGCUGGAUGCCAUGAAGGAUCUGGCUCAGUAUGUCAACGAGGUGAAGAGAGACAUCGAGACUCUACGAGACAUCGACCAAUACCAGAAAUCUAUAGAAAACCUUAAUCAGUCUCUCCGUAACUAUGGGAGACCAAAAGGUGACAGCGAAGUGCGGGUAGCUUCAGUUGACAAACGAGCCAAACAAGACAGGCACAUCUUCCUGUUUGAUUCUGCCGUGAUCGUAUGCAAACGACGAGGAGAUAACUACGAGAUGAAGGAGGUGAUUGACCUCCACUCCUUCAAGAUCACCAACAACCCUACCUCAGAAAGAGAAAACCGAAAGUGGUGCCACGGAUUCUACCUCACACACAACCAGGGUCAGAGCGGCUUUGAGUUCUUCUUUAAAACCAAGGAACUAAAGAAGAAAUGGCUGGAGCAGUUUGGCAUGGCAUUAUCGAACAUCUGUCCAGAGAGCGGGAAAAGUAAUUUCCAUGAGUUCCGCAUGCACACCUUUGAGACGACCACAUCCUGCAGCUCGUGUGAAAUGCUGCUGAGAGGAGUCUUCUAUCAAGGGUACCGCUGCUACAAAUGUGGUGCUGGCGCCCAUAAGGAGUGUCUUGGUAGGGUGAAUGUCUGUGCCAAAAGCAGUGCCGGUGAGCCCCGCAUUCAACACCACAUACUCUUUCUAGUAAUUUCUGUGCAUAGACAUCCAGGUCUACCUAAGAUGCAGGUCAUCCAUAAUUAUUAUGGGGUUCCGAGCCCCCUGUGCGGCCCACCGCUUAACAUCCAAGUUGGUGAUGUCAUUGAGGUGAUAGAGGCAAACAUCCGUAGCUGUUGGUGGAAGGGUAAAGUCCUGGCAACUAAGGAGGUUGGCUUCUUUCCAAGCAACGCAGUGAAGCCUUGCCCAUGUGUACCAAAACCUGUUGACUACUCUUCUCAGCCUUGGUUCGCAGGCCCAAUGGAGAGGGUUCAGGCAGAGGCCACGCUGCUCAACAGGAGGAGCAGCACGUACCUGGUCCGUCACAGAAGCCGAGAGUUUAACGAAUAUGCCAUAAGCAUCAAGUACAACAACGACGUGAAACACAUCAAGAUCUUAACAAAGGACGGACUCUACCACAUUGCAGAAAUCAGGAAGUUCAGAAGCAUUUUAGAGCUGAUCGAGUAUUACAAACAUCACUCUCUGCGGGAAGGAUUCAGGACACUUGAUACCACGCUGCUGUUCGCCUACCGAGAGCCGGAGAAUGGAGCCAACACCCCGCUGCUCUGCGGGCUGUCUUUUCUAACUCCCGCGGGCUACAGCUUUGUCCCCCCCUCUUCCGCCCCAUUCUGGUCAGUGUUCACUCCUAAGGUGAUGGGUGUGGCGAUUGCCCGCUACGACUUCAGCUCUCGGGACACGCGGGAACUGACUCUUCAGGAGGGCGAUGUGGUGAAGAUCUACAGCAAAACUGGAGCCAAUGGCUGGUGGAGGGGUGAAGUUAAUGGACGGGUGGGCUGGUUCCCCUCCACAUACGUAGAAGAAGGCGAGGAGUGAACGGCUCAGAGAAAGGAAACGGGGUGAAAAAAGCAGACGGACUGAUUCAGAAAAAGGGCAAGCAAUUGUCUGGUGCUCUCGCUCUCUCUGUGUCUUGUUUGUCUUAUCCUGGAGGACGUGCAUGGUGUUUGAUAGAUGAAGGACUGUCUCUCAGGGAGCAGAUUAUCAAACACAACCCCAGACCGCAUCUUCAAAGACCCUUCCGGGCGCCUGGAUGGAGCGUCGCGGGUAAAUCCGGGCCUGAGAUGGAAUGCACGGAAUCAGACUGAGGUGACGCCGUGAGCUAGUUCUGUCUGUGCGUGUGGCAGUUUGUCUGCUCAUGGGGAAACAUGCUUGUCCUGACCUUGCCUGAGUCCUCCUUACCUGCACUAUUAUUGAUGACGCCCCCUUCCCCGUGUCUGCACUGCCCCGGAGGUGUUCUCACACACGGCCCACAAUCCCACCCAGCUAUUCAUCUCCGAUUAAGAUCAUAGCUCCCUGCCGUGUAAGCUGCGGUAAUUGAUUGCUGUCUCUUCCCCGUUUCUAUCCAACAAAAAUCUCUUAUUGUCAGAUUUCCACUUGAAAGGAAGGACUGGUUGUUUUGUGUGUCGCUUGCUUAUCUCCAGAGAUAUAUUGUGGGCUUGUCAUGCCCUGUUUAUCUGAUUUGCACGGUACUGCGUCGUCAGAGACACGCAGCAAGAUGUUGACAGGAAACAAAAGGGGUGGCAGUGACAGGCCUGUAAACAGCUUUUUCAGCAGGGGCCCACAGCCCCUAAAGCAUUGUGACACACCAUAGAAAAAGGAUCUUGCUAGAUAGCGUCGACAGUGCCUUCUCAAUCAACUAAUGAGUGGGAUUUAAAACCAACUGAAAAACAAUGAGCAAUUCAAUUCUGCUUGAGUGGAUCAGAAACCUUAAAUGUGUCUCUGAUGAUGUGCAAACUAGUGGUUGACCGAUAUCGAAAUUGCAGGGUGACCAAUGUAAUAUUAUGAUAUUACAUAUAAAAAUGUAAGAUAUUGAUCAUUAAAAUGAAAUUUUUUUUUUAAAUUCAAAAUCCACUUAAAUUAAGGGAAACUGACACAAGAGGAACAUACAAUUAAUGUUAUUCCAAAGGAUGCUGUUAUUUGACAUUAUCAGUCGAUAAGUCAGUCCCUCCAGAAAAACGCGAUUAUGCGAUCGCCUGAUUUAAUGCAUAAUCAGCCAAAGGUCGCAUAUUUAUGCCGGUUCGCAUUUUCUCAAAUACGCUGCUCUUUUGCCGCAUAAAUUGCCGAUUUCAGAAAGCAAAAUAUUCGGGGCUAGCAUGAUUUCAUAAUCCCUGUAUUUUCGUUGCAAAAGACUCGCAUAUAUAUUAGCAGAAAGUUGAAAAAUGUUGCGUUUACUUCACACAAGUAAAGCGCCAUUUUCCCCCUAUUGCCAUGGGAACCUUAUGAAGUGACGUAAUUACGUGAUGUGAACAUCAUCUGCAAACCCUGCGGUGAAAUCAGGGUGAAACUUCUUAUUUGCCAACAAAAAUAAGCGCAAAAGAACUCGCGAAGCAGUUUUCCGAUUUGUUACAUGACAGUGGAGCCAAAUUAUAUCGCGAGAACUUGCG